UGCGGCCCUUCCCCGGACCUGUAUUCAGCUCGCACAAGGGCCGGUGGCAGCGGAACCUUCCUCCCCGCCCCGCCCUCGCUUCCACCCGGGCCCAGUCGGCGCCGGAAGCGGCGGUGGAGGCGUGCCAGCAUGGAGGCAGCCGGCCCUGGGAGCGCGGAUCCCUCCUCUCAGCUGGAGGCCCCGGUCUCCGCUGAAGACCGGCUUUUCCUGGUGAAAGGUGGAAUUUUCCUUGGUAGCGUUGCUGCAGCAGGAAUGCUAGCUGGAUUUGUUACGACGUUAUCAUUGGCUAAAAAGAAAAGCCCUGAAUGGUUCAAUAAGGGAAUUUUGGCCACAGCUGCCUUACCAGAGAGCGGGUCUUCCCUUGCCUUGCGAGCCUUGGGUUGGGGCUCACUUUAUGCAUGGUGUGGGGUUGGUGUGAUCAGCUUUGCAGUCUGGAAAGCUUUAGGAGUUCACAGUAUGAAAGACUUCCGAAGUAAAAUGCAGUCAGUAUUUCCAGCAAUUCCCAAGAACUCUGAAUCAGCUGUUGAGUGGGAGGAAGCAUUGAAAUCCAAAUGAGAUGCUACAAUGGCAGAGGGACUCUCUUGAUUUCUCCUCAGGAGCAGAUUGUGCAGAUUGUUGACUGAACCACAGGAUGGAUGCUGCUGGGUGUCCUCAUAGGAGACUGUGCUUCACCUCAAUUGAUGUGGGCUUAUGUGUGUGUGCUUUACGGGGAGGGUAGAGUUUCCUCAAAGUUAGGAAGACUAUUUAAAGAUAACUAUAUGGAUAAUUUUUCUAUGUAGACAAGAUCCUGGGGGAAAUACUUCUGUUUAUGACUAUAACAGUAAACCAAGUUUUGAAUCUGAAAAAAAUUUAUAAUAACUUAUGAUGGAAAGUCUUUAUAAACGGAUUCCUAAUAGCCAUAGCACCUCAGUAUGUCUGAUGAAAUUAGUUUCAACAGCAUUACUUGUAUGUGAUUGUCAGAACUUAGAAGACUUGCUCCUAUUAGGCAGAUUCAAAAUGACAGGUGAUUGAGUCAAUCCUGUACGUCAGGUAGUAGGUGUGGCUCUGUGUCCUGAAUGCAGUCUGAUUUGCAUCUGCUUGUUAUUUCCCUGAUGACCUCCCUUUAAGGCCCUGUAAAUUGCUAUAUGUAGACAGGAACUAGCAACAGAUUAUGAUAACUUGAAAAGGUACAAUCAUGCUGAAAUAAUAAUAUGAGUAUAAAAUGUACUUUUUUUGAGAAGUUGGUUCUGAGUCCCUAAACAUUGACAGAAUUUGUAGUUUUGUUUCAGUUGUCAGUGUAAAAAUAACCCAAAUAUCAUCUAUCUUAAAAAAUAUUUUUAACCGGAAAGCUAUCUGAGUAUUGAGUCUCAAUAUUAGGUAUAUAGUACUGCCUCCCUGAUGAAACUACUACUGGUAAAUUCUUAAAUACGCACCCCACCUUUCCCUGUCCUCCAUGUUCUCUUAGAGAAAACAGACAAUAAUGUCUACAUGCAAUUUUUUUACUGGAUAUUAAAGAAAAAUAUCUUAAUAUGUCCACAAAAAUAACCUCUGGUUGAGUAUCAGUUGUGCAAUUUCUUUAUAAUUGCUCAGUCUCCAGCAAUCCAGUUUAAUAAAGUAUAUUUGAAACUUACCUGUUAUAAUGAAACCUUUUAGUUCUAAGGAAAAUUUUUAAAUGAAAUGUCAAGUGCCUAAUAUAACAUUUUUCUCCAAACCAUGUUAGCCUGUAAAAUUGCUGUAUUGUUAAAUUAAUUAAACAGGUGUAAUCAACAUCUGGGAUUCUGUUAAAAAUCCAAGACAAAAAAGAAAGGAUUGUGGAAUUUAUCAGAGUAUAUGGUAUAGCAAAAACUCUUUACCUGCCUUUCGCAUUUAAGUAAGUCUCUGCUAAGCAAAGA
Manis pentadactyla (Chinese pangolin) is the source of this 1871-nucleotide messenger RNA. It is a transcript of the gene TMEM242, whose product is annotated as transmembrane protein 242. The transcript has 4 exons. The coding region runs from base 130 to 555 and encodes 141 amino acids. Lineage: Eukaryota; Metazoa; Chordata; Mammalia; Pholidota; Manidae. The record is from RefSeq and is a predicted model, not a curated record.